Conger conger (European conger) is the source of this 1548-nucleotide messenger RNA. RefSeq names its product olfactory receptor 52B2-like. Gene Ontology annotation, biological process: G protein-coupled receptor signaling pathway. Gene Ontology annotation, cellular component: membrane. Gene Ontology annotation, molecular function: G protein-coupled receptor activity; olfactory receptor activity. The transcript is spliced from 5 exons. NCBI's taxonomy places the organism in Eukaryota, Metazoa, Chordata, Actinopteri, Anguilliformes, Congridae. The coding region runs from base 1 to 1548 and encodes 515 amino acids. The record is from RefSeq and is a predicted model, not a curated record.
AUGGAAGACCUGUUGAAACAGGACCUCAACUUCCUGGAAGGCAGUAGCGAGAGGGAUGAAAUGGCCGCUUUUGGAAAAUCUGUCAACCACUACCAGGAUCAUGGUGUAGCUAUUGGGAGGUCGCUGAGGCACAGGGAGAGGAUGGGGCUUGCCAGCUGGAGCAUUACGGGGACUUGGAGAGGGCUUUCGACCAUGUCCCCCGGGGAACCCUGUGAGGGGUACUGCGGAAGUAUGGAGUACCGGGGCCGUUGUUACAAGCCAUCUGGUCCCUGUAUAACCAAGCAAAAGAAAUGCCUGAGCGGGAGUCUGUAUUCGCUAACGUUCGUCCCGUCGUCGUCGGACACUUCACUUCAGUCUGCUCCAGUGUGCUGUGCCAGUAGAGGUGUUCAUGCUGCAGAAUCUGUGCUGGAGCUCCUGCAGCAUCUUGGUAACCUGGGGGUAAGGAGUGCGGAGGAUUUUGAAGUGAUCACUGAAGAGGACAUAAAGCUCGACCAGCUGACUGUUGUUGACUGCAGGAGACUAAUCAGAGCCUUACGAAAAGGGCGCAGAGGAAAAGCACGUGAAAUGGGAAUUCCCGUCACUACGAACACAAACGAUUCAAUCAUUAGACCAGCGGGCUUUUACGUUAUUGGAUUUACUUAUUUAAAGUUUGCUUAUUUACAUUUAAUCUUCCUCGGCUUCAUUUAUAUUGUAACGGUUUUGUUCAACUCUUUUCUUAUUUACAUUAUAUGGAUGGAUCAUCGCCUACACACUCCAAAGUACAUUGCUGUGGCUAAUUUAGGGGUUGUCGACUUGAUGAGCAGUACAUCCUGUAUUCCUAGUGCGAUCAAGACUGUUAUCACGAAAGAUACAUUCAUGUCCUACAAUGCAUGUAUGACACAGAUGUUUUUCUAUUAUGUUUCAGUCUUCCUUGAGUCAUUUUCCCUCAGUGUACUUGCCUAUGACAGGUUCAUUGCGAUAUGUUUCCCAUUGAGACAUAGUUCCAUCAACACUCCCACAAGCAUGUUUUGUAUUUUAGCGAUUGUUUGGUCGCUUUGUUCUAGCAUUAUGUUGUUCUUGGUCUUGCUCUUACCAAAACUGUCCUUUUGUGAUUCACUCAUUGUGUCCAAUUUUAUUUGUGAGUAUGCGGCCGUAGCCAGUCUUGCGUGCAACGAUAGCACACUGCAAUGGGCCGCUGCCUCUUCUGUGGGUAUGCUGGUCUUGUUUUUGCCACUUAGUUUAAUCGUCUUGUCAUACGGUUGUAUUUUGCGAGUGGUGUUCAGAAUGAAGACUGUUGAGAGCAGGUACAAAGCACUUGCAACGUGUACAGAACACCUCGUCGUUGUGGCGAUUUUCUAUGUGCCGACCCUAACGGUGUACAUCAUUGAACUGUUCUUAUUCCUCCUCGAGCCAAACGUCAAAAUGAUUAACUUGUCCGUGGCCUCAUGUUUCCCCUCCUGUCUGAACCCCAUUGUGUAUUCUCUGGCAACCAAAGAAAUCAGGAACAGAAUAUUGGCAAUGCUCCAGAAAGGCAAAGUAGCAGUGUGGGCAGGGAAGGCGUCGAGCUGA